Orcinus orca (killer whale) is the source of this 423-nucleotide messenger RNA. It is a transcript of the gene SYCN, whose product is annotated as syncollin. The record is from RefSeq and is a predicted model, not a curated record. Gene Ontology annotation, cellular component: secretory granule membrane. The coding region runs from base 1 to 423 and encodes 140 amino acids. NCBI's taxonomy places the organism in Eukaryota, Metazoa, Chordata, Mammalia, Artiodactyla, Delphinidae. Gene Ontology annotation, biological process: exocytosis. The transcript has a single exon.
AUGUCCCCUCUGUGCUCACUGCUGCUGGCUGUGGCCCUGGCGGCCGUCCCCGGCGUCCGAGGCAACUGCCCGGAGCCCGCCAGCCUCAAGAAACCCGACGGGACGCGCACGUGCGCCAAGCUCUACGAAAAGAGCGACCCCUACUACGAAAACUGCUGCGGCGGCGCCGAGCUGUCGGUGGAGCCGGGCACCGACCUGCCCUACCUGCCCUCUGGCUGGAACAACGCCAUCUCGUCCGCCGUGGUGGCCCCGCGCUGCGAGCUCGUCGUGUGGUCCUCUCGCGGCAAGGGCGGCAAGACGCGCAAAUUCUCCUCCGGCACCUACCCGCGCCUGGAAGAGUACCGCCUCGGCAUCUUCGGGGACUGGUCCAACUCCAUCUCCGCGCUCUACUGCAGGUGCCUGCCCGCUGGCCCGCGCGCCUAG